AUGAGUGUGGAAGCUGAUAAAGCAUUGCCAAACGAAGCAGAAAUUGUGGAAGAUACAGACAAUGUAGUUUCCGUCAAUGAGCCAGCGGUAGAUUCGGCAUCGGAGCAACAAACAUCUCCAUCGGAGGUAGAUUCCAAAGCGGAAGACAGAAAAACAUCCCCCACCAAAAAUGGUGUCGGUCUACUCGGUUCCGCUCCCUCGAAACCGACUAAUUCAGUUGUUACUGAUUUGUGGGUAGAAACCAAAACGGCAGACGGAAAAUCAUAUUAUUAUCAUGCCGUAAGUCGGGAAACAACUUGGACCCGCCCGGAGGGUCCUAACGUGAACGUAAUGACUCAGGUGGAAGUGGAAGCACUCAAUAAGCAACAGCUACAACAACCAAAGUCGGCUGAGCAAAAGGUUGCUGAGGCUAUUGCAACUACCGCAUCUUCAGGUGCUCCGGUUAGUUCUUCUACUAUACCAGCUGUUAUUCCACUCCACACUGCAAUGACGCGUUUCACAGGGCCGCCUCCUUCGUUUGGUAUGGCUCCGUUCGGUAUGCCUCCACCCAAUUUUACCAACUUUCCACCGUGGAAUCCGCCUGCAGUCAACAGUGGAGGACAAAGUUGGCCGAUCGGCCAAACACUUCCUUACGAUGCAACCAAACAAGCCAUGAACGAGAUUAAGCUGACUGAAAUUGAUCCGUCGAUAGUUGCCAAGGCUACGGUUUGGAGCGAACACAAUGCGCCGGAUGGUCGAAUGUUUUAUUAUAAUGCGUCCAAGGGAGAAAGCGUGUGGGAAAAACCACAAGCGUUGCGCGAUUUGGAAAAAGCGAAAAUGGCGGUAUGGAGCGCAAAGCAGAAACCUAAAAUACCUCCCUCGGUUCCACCAUUCUUGGCUCCACCGAUUCCACCCCAGAUGCCGAUCAUGUCCUCGAUGCAAACGCCACCCUCUGCGGGACUGAAGAUACAACAGUUUCCUUCUCCUCUUGCUACAGCUGCAACUAUUGGCGCAAUGUCGACAUCAGGUGUGCGACUCCAGCAAAUGCCUGUGACUCCCGGUGGAGUCGUGUUCGAUCCUAUUACAUUCAUGGCCAAAAAUGAUAAGUCCGCUGCGGAAGAAGAGCGAAAGCGAAAGUUGGAACAAGAGAAAAAACGUAAGGAGGACGAGGAGAAGGCUAAAGUAAACAAGCCGCAAGACAAAAGUCGCCCAAUUUCUAGCACUCCAAUCAGCGGUACGCCUUGGUGUGUGGUUUGGACCGGAGACGGACGAGUUUUCUUCUACAAUCCUUCCACACGUACCUCCGUGUGGGAAAGGCCAGAAGAGCUGAAAGAGCGAGCCGAUGUGGACAAAGCAGUACUCGUCCCUCCCCAACAGUUGCUCGGUACCGUAGCUGCAAAGGAGAAUGAAGGCAUCAGUAGUAAAGCACUAGCAGUUGCUGGAACAACUAUUGCCACUAGUAACACAGCGGUUGAGAGUGAUGGUAUCAGCAAUACGAACAGUAGUAAUACCAAUGAACUAAGAACUGCCCCCUCGGACACGGAAUCUAGCGGAGAAGAGGAUGGUGAACAACCGAGCAAAAAACUGAAAUCGGACUUGGAAACCGUCAUGAAAUCGACAAAUUCCGUUAGCAAUAUCCGUUCUGGCAAUGAUCCGGAAAAGGAAGCUAUAGCGAUGGAGGCUGAGGCUAGGGCAGCUCGUGAGCGAACUCUCAUACCGCUGGAUGUACGUAUGAAAUCGUUCCGUGAAAUGCUACGUGAGCUGGAUGUAUCUGCAUUCAGCACUUGGGAAAAAGAGCUCCAUAAGAUCGUGUACGAUGCGCGCUAUCUGCUUCUAACAUCCAAAGAACGCAAGCAAGUGUUUGAGAAAUACGUUAAAGAUCGUGCGGAUGAAGAACGACGUGAAAAGCGCAAUAAAAUGCGCCAAAAACGGGAUGAUUUCCGAGCCCUCAUGGAAGCUGCUCAUUUGCAUGGAAAAUCUUCAUUUAGUGAAUUUGCUCAAAAGUAUGGCAAGGAUGAGCGAUUCAAAGUCAUCGAGAAAAUCCGUGAACGUGAAAGCUUGUUUAAUGAGUACAUUGUGGAAGUUAGGAAACGUGAAAAGGAAGAGAAACAGCAUCGUAAGGAACAGAUCAAAAAAGACUUUCUUGCUAUGCUGCGUGAAAGAAGUGAUAUUAAUCGCCACACACGAUUUAAUGACGUACGCAAAAAAAUAGAAAGUGAUAGUCGUUACAAAGCAAUCGUUGAGCACUCCCAGCGGGAAGAACUGUUUGAAGAGUUUAUCAAGGUGCUUAAGGAAGAGAAACGGAAAACAAAGGAGAAGGAAAAGGAAAAAGAGCUAAAGGAGCGCAACAAUCGCAGCGAGCAGCGUGGCUCGCGCAGAUCAAGGGAUCGUUCGCGUGAUCGAAGAAGUCGCUCCAAUGAGCGAGAGGCGACUCAAACGGCAAAAAGCACCUGCAACGAGGAAGGUCCAGCGAAUGAUAACAACAAUGACGAGGACGAAGGCGAAGAUUGCAACACGUCCGACGAGGAUGAAAUUGAGCGGCAGCAAAAAGAACGGGACCGCAAGGCGCGUGCUGAAGCCAGUAUUAAGGAGCGCGAGAAAGAGGUGCAGCGAACGCUUGCUACUCACUUGCGCGAUCGCGACAAGGAACGGCAGCACCAUCAGAGGGAUGAGGCAAUGCGCCAUUUCAAUGCACUGUUAGCAGAUCUAGUCCGCAACGCAGAUCUUACCUGGAAGGAGGUAAAAAAGCUGCUGAAAAAAGACCAUCGUUGGGAAUUGAUUUCCAUGCUUGAUCGAGAUGACCGGGAAAGAUUGUUUAACGAGCAUAUUGCUAACUUGGUUCGCAAGAAACGUGAUAAGUUUCGCGAGAUGUUGGACGAAAUUCCGUCUCUUGAGCUGACAUCGCAGUGGAAGGAAAUAAAGAAGAAUAUUCGUGACGAUCCACGAUACCUUAAAUACAACAGCAGUGAAAGGGGUGAACGUGAAUUUCGUGACUACAUCAAAGACAAAACGGCUAAUGCUAAACUGGCAUUCCGAGAACUGCUGCAGGAGUGUAAGUUCAUUACACACAAAAGUUUUGAGCUGUACCGCGAAAAUGCAAACCAUCUGCGCGAAGUGGAAGAUAUUUUGCGCAAUGAUCGUCGCUAUCUGAUUCUGCACCAUAUAGCCGGCGAACGUACACAAAUGGUAUUGGCUCAUCUGGAGGAACUGCAUAAGCGUGGGCCACCGCCACCGCCAACUGCUAGCGAAUCGUUACGACGUAAGUAA
Molecule: messenger RNA, 3246 nt
Organism: Anopheles marshallii
Lineage: Eukaryota; Metazoa; Arthropoda; Insecta; Diptera; Culicidae
Product: transcription elongation regulator 1
Exons: 7
Coding region: 1-3246 (1081 amino acids)
Cellular component (GO): nucleus
Molecular function (GO): transcription coregulator activity; RNA polymerase binding
Source: RefSeq, a predicted model, not a curated record